AUGACAACUACCGGAAGCUGCGCCUGCCAUCAGAUUGAGUUUCAAUACUCGGGCAAUCCUGUCCUCACCGCACUAUGCCACUGCGUAGACUGCCAAAAGUGGACUGGUAGCGCCUAUACCUCCAAUGCUGUCGUGCGCCGCGACUCCUUCAAGGUGACAAAAGGCACACCCAAGAUCUGGGAUAUUGCCGGGGAUACAGGCAAGAACAACAGACAUUUCUUUUGCUCUGCUUGUGGCUCUAGCUUGUAUUCAGAGCCUGAAGCUAUGCCCGAUAAGACGCUUGUGAAGGCAGGAACUCUGGACAAGGGCGCUGCAAGCCUAGGGGGCAAGAUAGAUAUCGAACUAUAUACCAAGGAUCGCGUCGGAUAUAUGACUGCCAUGCGCGGUGCAAAGCAAGAGGCUGCUUUUGUCAAUUAG
Molecule: messenger RNA, 417 nt
Organism: Metarhizium brunneum ARSEF 3297
Lineage: Eukaryota; Fungi; Ascomycota; Sordariomycetes; Hypocreales; Clavicipitaceae
Molecular function (GO): carbon-sulfur lyase activity
Source: RefSeq, a predicted model, not a curated record